AUGGUGCUGUUCAAGCGAACCAAGACAGUGUCCGACGGUGACUGGGAUGUGAAGAACCUGAUUGCGGUUAGAAAGCCCAUAAUCGAGCCGGCGCCGGGAUGUGUGCCGCGCGCUGAGGAGCCGCUGACAGCGGAGGAAGAGCAAAAAUACAAGGAAGUGCUGCAGCACUUCCAGCUUCCGGAGCUGCAACUACCUACGACUGAGAAGCACGCGACAGAGGCGCGGGUGCUGAGCAUGGAGGAAAAGGCCUGGUUAACGCGUGAGUGCAUGAUUAGGUAUCUGCGGGCAUCGAAGUGGGUCGUACGGGACGCUAUUAACCGUAUUACAAUGUCCAUAGGGUGGAGGCGCGAGUUUGGGAUUUCCUGCUUCGGCGAGGAGAAUGGCGACUCGCUACUCGCUGCAACAGUGUCAGAUGAGAACGAGACUGGUAAGGAAGUGGUCCUCGGGUACGACCGCGAGGCGAGGCCGAUUCUGUACCUCAAGCCGGGACGGCAAAACACGAAGACCUCCCACAGGCAGGUCCAACACCUGGUUUUCAUGUUGGAGCGCGUCAUAGACAUGAUGCCUUCGGGCCAGCACCAGCUGGCCCUUCUAAUCGACUUCAGCGACCACGAGGAUGUUCCCAAGGUCUCUGGGAAUAGCAAAACACCGCCAAUAAGCGUUGGGAAAGAGGUGCUGCAUAUAUUGCAGACGCAUUAUCCAGAGAGACUCGGUAAAGCGCUAUUGACAAACAUACCUUGGCUUGCAUGGACGUUUCUGAAGAUGAUACACCCUUUUAUCGAUCCGCUUACGCGUGAAAAGCUCGUCUUCGACCAGCCGUUCGUGAACUUUGUGCCCGAAGAGCAGCUGGAUAAACUCUACGGAGGGCUGCUUGACUUCACAUAUGUCCAUGAGCAGUACUGGCCUAGUCUUCUGCAGCGCACUAGGGAGAAUCGGGCGCAUUACAUGGCCCGUUUCCGCGAACUAGGGGGUCAUAUUGGCUUGAGCGAGUACGCCUUACGGGCGCACGGCGACAAAUCCACCUGA
Molecule: messenger RNA, 1026 nt
Organism: Eremothecium gossypii ATCC 10895
Lineage: Eukaryota; Fungi; Ascomycota; Saccharomycetes; Saccharomycetales; Saccharomycetaceae
Gene: PDR16
Product: phosphatidylinositol transporter
Exons: 1
Coding region: 1-1026 (341 amino acids)
Molecular function (GO): phosphatidylinositol transfer activity
Source: RefSeq, marked provisional